This is a messenger RNA of Adineta ricciae, 1254 nucleotides long. The record is from the annotation of a GenBank genome assembly. Lineage: Eukaryota; Metazoa; Rotifera; Eurotatoria; Adinetida; Adinetidae.
AUGGACGAUCUUAUGAACGAUUUAGAAGCGGGAUUCACCUACAAUCCUGCUCGAACUCCACACAAGAAGAUGAAAAAACGUAAACAGCUUGAUGCUCUUUUAAAAUUUCGUUCAGCAAAAUCAAAUCGAUUAUCUAACGAAGUAAUCAAUACUUCUGAGGACGAGUUAUUUUUACCAGAAAAGAAGUCUUCUCUUCCAACUCAUUUACAAUCAUUACGACAGCGCCGAUGGUGGAGUUAUAUUCGACAUAUUCUUUCCUUUUGUUUUGUUUGUAUUUUUAUGAUCGUUUGUGUUGGACUCGCCUAUGCAAAUAUUGAGCUGAAAAGUGAGGUGCAAAAUUUAUCUUCACGUGUUACUGAAAUUGAAAAGCGUUUUACAAAUUCGGAUAUAACUCGUGUGCUAUCGUCAAUUGAACAGCUAAAGAAUCGCUUGAAUGUAAUUGAACGUUGGAAUGUGUCGUAUAUUUAUGAUCGACUACAAAAACUACAUACAGAGUUUAAUCAAAUUAAACCAAAUGCACUCUCAGCCGAAACAUCUAUGACUCAUGAGGACGUCGAUGUUUCAUCGAAAUUGGACAAAGUUGAGGCACAAUCGACGCAUUUUUCUGAUGUGGCUGAUGAAUUAGAAAAAUUAAGUCGUGAUGCUGAUGAACAAGUGACACAUAUAGUGACUGAGAAAACGAAAACGCUCGACAAGAAAUUAAUUGAGCAUUUGUUAGAACAAGAACGAAGAGAAAAUGCUCACCAGGAUACAAAUCAACUGGCACAACAAAUUACUUCGCUAAAUGAAACUCUUUAUAUCAAUGCAGUUAAAUGGCAAAAGGAGUUGAGCUCUUUUCGAACUGAAUUGCAAAGUCUCAAUCAAAGUUCAAAAUUUCAAGAUUUUACCAUACAAUUCCAAGAAUUGUCAACUUUUAUGCACAAUUCAACAGAGAAGACAUCAAUAAUUACUUCGAGAUUACAAUCAGAUCUGGAUAAGUUGAGAAUUCAAUUAGACGCAUGUAAAUGCUCCAAAGAACCUACUAUUUUGAAACCAUCCAUUGUUGAUAGCAACCAACUGCAACAAACUCUCGUAACAAAACCUAAUAUGGAUAAACCACCACCAUCAUUAUCAUCUUCUUCUUCUCCUCUUUCUCCUACCGCCAGUACAACUAUUGUUUCACUAGACAAAGCGGAUCAAUCUCGAAAAAUUAUCACUAAUAAUACAGUGGAUAUUGCUCAAGUUAUGAAUCAGACUCUGACACCUACAAACUAA